Molecule: messenger RNA, 1428 nt
Organism: Alternaria alternata
Lineage: Eukaryota; Fungi; Ascomycota; Dothideomycetes; Pleosporales; Pleosporaceae
Exons: 5
Coding region: 208-1272 (354 amino acids)
Cellular component (GO): Golgi apparatus
Source: RefSeq, a predicted model, not a curated record
GUGGAAAGUGCCAAACUACGGGUAGGACUUGAAGGUUUUUGCUUGUGUCCGCGCGUUGUUAUGAUCCCUUCGAGACUGCUAAAGAGGUUCUCCCGUCACACACACAAUACCCGCUGCCUUUUGUCUGUGGCUGGCUGGAUUGCGCCACUUUUGUUUGCAUUACCUCUUUAGGCGUGCAGCGCGCUCGAUCAGGAAAUAACAAUUACGAUGGUCUCGUGGCGGCCGGAAACGAGAUUGGAAUGGGCCUUUUUUGGCACUACUGCGGUGCAAGCCCUUACGAAUAUUACUAUACAGAUGGUUAUACUCGUCGUCUAUCUUAACUGGGUCAACUCAGUGGUAUACCAAGUGCCACUUUCCUAUGUCACGCCCUUGACGCUCGCUGUCAAUUCUUUGGGAUGUCUCUUCCAACUCAUAUUAACGCUCGAUGCAUAUCGGAUCAAGAACCACAUCCAGAUCUUCGCGCAAUGUGUUGCCAACAUAUGCUUGUCAAUCUCGACUGUUCUUCAAUACGGCGAAAUCCGACAUGCAGCUGAUAGGAUCCUUCUUAAUCACGAUAUGUAUGGCACACCCUUUGCAGAUCAUGAUUGGCCUUUCUGGAAGAAGGUCUCGAUCGGCUUAAUGGUUUGUCUAGUUGUCACAUGCGUUUGCAGUGCCAUUAUGUGCGGAUUAGCCAGGGGACUAUACCGUGAGUUUUCCUGGGCUUUGUACCAACACGUCAGUCCUGACAGGAAGAUACAAACAAAAUACAUGAUUUAUCAGAUCUACCUUGUUCUUCUCAAGAUCACACCUUACUUCGUCUUUGCAUUCAUAUUCAUUUACGACUUCAUCGACGUCCAUUACAAAGAGCCCGAGUUCUCGUUGACUCUCUCAAUCCUUCCGGCUACUCUUAUACACGUGGCUAUCGCAGUCUAUUUUGUAAGGCAUGAGCGCCGGAUUGGGAUGGGGUUUGCUUUGCUCCUUCAUGCCGCAACAAUUGCAUAUCUGAUUAGCAGACUGCUCGUUCUUUACGGGCAUACACUACUUUCUAAAACUUUGAUGAAGGAUGAGAUGGUAUUCUACUCUUGCGUUGCGCUGGGCUUCUCGACUCUUGCGCUCAUUGUAGGAACUGUUUGCUUGUUCAACUUCAAGAAAGGACUGAGACCGAUUCUGUUAGGCCAGGUGCAGCGCAAACCGCGAGCACAUGAGCUAGAAGACGAUUACUAUGUUCAACGUCUAAAUUACAACGUGGUGCCGUUGGCUGAUCGCGAUUCGCAGAGGUGGGCCUUGGACUGAGGAGUAACGUGUUUCAUGCCAAUGAAAGCAAGAUGCUUUUCUUGUAUAAAUUUAAUGACGGGGAUCAUAACGAGCCGGUUCAGGCUACAUAAACAUUGUAAUUUACUAGCGCUGCCUAAGCCUUUUCUUGCACUUCAAUCUCAACUUCCGGCACGC